Messenger RNA from Stylophora pistillata, 1829 nucleotides. Its product is annotated as activating molecule in BECN1-regulated autophagy protein 1A. Gene Ontology annotation, cellular component: intracellular membrane-bounded organelle; Cul4-RING E3 ubiquitin ligase complex. Lineage: Eukaryota; Metazoa; Cnidaria; Anthozoa; Scleractinia; Pocilloporidae. Gene Ontology annotation, biological process: mitophagy; autophagosome assembly. Gene Ontology annotation, molecular function: protein binding; ubiquitin-like ligase-substrate adaptor activity. The record is from RefSeq and is a predicted model, not a curated record.
CCCGUCUACGGGUCUCAACGCCAUUCCUGAAGCAUCUAGCAGUACAUCAAAUUCUUCUGAAAGCAUGCUUUACUCAAACUCUGUACCUGUAACGAGGGAAACUGAGACAAUUUCAAGCUCGGUAAUAAAUCAAAAUGAUAACGAAAACCAAGAUUACAGAGGAGCAUUCGCCGUAUUUCGAGCCCGCGACAACAACACUUGGAAUUUUAACGUAACUAGUGAUGACAAUGACUCGGCUGUUUUAGAGAACGAAGCGACUGGAAACUCAGUUAGCUUUGAGUCUGAUUCGAGCGACGACAGCCCAGGGGGGGUGAGCAUGAGUGUGACUGCGGGGGACACAGAUGUGUAUUCUGAUACACCCGAUGUAGAACUUCCGACCAUGCAACAAUCCGUACCUUUUGACUCUCAAUAUUUCACUUCCGCCCCCGCUGACCAGCCAGACGAUCGAGUCGUCGGCGUAGGCCGCGUUAUCAAUGUCGGUCCCAGCUCAUCUCGAAGUAGUUAUCUCUCGCACGGCACCAACCAUAGCUCAAGUUUUGCUACACUAGGUGGUAGCCAGGGGUCUGGGACUGCUGUCGCUACGGCAACAGCGCGAACGUUUAGGCACGUACAUACUGCGGUGGUGGUCGCUGAUGUGACUAACGGAGGGCCCCAGUUUGCACUGAGGACUGCUAUAAAUAGAGCCAUUGCUGGGGCAUUCGCAGGUUGCGGUGAAGGAGCCGUGGCGAGUAAUAUAAUAAACACCACACAUCGCUUACAGUGGUGGCAUUUUUCUCAAGUGGAGUUACCUGAUUUGAAAAACAGUGAAAGUCACGUGAUUGCCUCCAGUUGUAAGAUUCACAACGACGCGAGCUGCGACAUAUCAAGUGAUGGAAAACUACUGGCCACCUUCGUGCCUAGUGCCCAGGGCUUCCCUGAUGAUGGUGUAGUGGCGGUUUAUUCUCUUGAGAAAGCUACUCUAGGACAGUGCCUAUUCGCAAAGGAAUUCGGGCCGAACGCUAUCUCCAUAAGUCUGUCUCCGCUAAAUCGUUACAUUAUGGUCGGCUUAGCAGCUAGGCGACUUCACUGGCAUCUCACGUCCAGACAGGUUGUGGCACAGAUCUUUCGGCUGACUGGCAAAGAAAGUCCAUCAGACGCAGUAAAGCCCGUUGUCAGUAUUACGCAUGACUGUAACCCUGAUCAACGGAGUCAUGUGAGUGUAAAUGCAGCGUUCUUCCACCCUCUGGUUGGGAAUGGUUUGGUGUAUGGCACCAACCGAGGACAUCUACACAUGCGCCAGUUUGGGCGUCGCAGUUCAUCCGGGUUGUCGAGUCUAAGUGGUUGAUAUUAACUAUUCCCAGUUGCUUUUGCUGCAAGAUUGUAGGCGGCAAGCUUUUCAAAAUACUUCUUUUGGUCCCGACGCUAGGAAAAGAGUACCCUCCGUUUUGCAGUUUCUCUUGUGGUCCAAUGGGGCAAUUGCAACGGAAGGAGGAGAGGUAUUGGAAAACAAAAAUGGUGCGGAAAGAGAAUGCUGGCUUUGCUCAAUGUUUAAGCAUUGAAACGAUUUUUAGCACUAAUCGCGGAAGAACCUAUCAGAUCACAAGAGCACAGGCAUUAAUUUGUAAUCCAAAAAUGCUAGGAUUUCGUCCUUCAUGGCUGCCAAAGGAAAGUUAGAUUUUCAAAGAAAUAUUUGUAUACUUGAACAGUAAAUUAUUGUACAGUCCGCUUUCACGCUAGCACUCCACUUUCCUUUCGUUUGUGUCAGCGUGGACUUCUUUAAUGCAUUGGAGUAUGCGCUGUGUUAACAAUGUACAUAAUCUCGUCAAUGAAAAUAAAUUAUUUUCCUUUUA